Colletotrichum lupini is the source of this 342-nucleotide messenger RNA. RefSeq lists its product as uncharacterized. NCBI's taxonomy places the organism in Eukaryota, Fungi, Ascomycota, Sordariomycetes, Glomerellales, Glomerellaceae. The record is from RefSeq and is a predicted model, not a curated record. The transcript is spliced from 4 exons. Bases 1 to 342 code for a protein of 113 amino acids.
AUGAAUGGUCGCGGAUUGAUCACAUAUCAAAUAACAAAAAUCCAGCCACAAAAUGUUGAAGGUAAUUCAAAGUCCGAGGUCACGGACACAACCUCCUCGGCCCCACUUACAGCCGAGGACCAACCAAAACCAAAUCGGAAAUCAGUUUGGAGACCAACACGUGUAGCACCAAGCUCCAAGGUUCUAGGUGGCAACAUGGCAAUGACUGCUAAUUCACCUGUUAGCGCAAGCAUGGCCGGCCUGCCCCACCUUCACAUUCCUCAAACGCCAACCUCGGUUGUGAGCGGCCCCCCAAUUCUCCAACCCGUUGGAGGCGCCGAGGCGGCGCGCCAACGCGACUAG